CCGGGGGUGCCACACUGCAGUGUCACACACAGCUGAGCCUAGGGCCAGCACACACCGAGGCACCAACGGGGCCAAGUCUGGUCACACGGCCUCGUGACCCAGAGCCCCGGCCCGCGGGCCCAGCGGAUGUGUCACAUGCGCACAGGAAGCGGUCCCCACCCAGACACGGGUGGGCACAUCUGCCGGGGACACGGGUGGGCACAGCCUUCCCACGCCAGCCCCGCCCCCGCCCCAGCCCGUGUCCAGACCCGGAGAAGUCGGGCUCACAUGACAGGGGAGGGCCCUGGGGCCGUGCUGUCCUCGGAGAAACCGCAUCACCCUCCGGGAGGAUAAAGGCUCAGAGCGCCCGACCUUCCCCGGAGUCCACUUGCCUCCUGCGGGCUCCUGCUCCCCAGCCUGCAUCUCCCCGAGAUGACCGCUUGGAUGGUGCUGCUGGCCCUGCGGGCCUCGCUGCUGCUCCCCCUGGCCGGCUGCACAGCCCCCAAGGCCACCCUGCGCUUCGUGGCUGUGGGUGACUGGGGCGGGGUCCCCAACGCUCCAUUCCACACGGCCCGGGAAGCGGCCAACGCAAAGGAAAUCACCAGAGCCGUGCAGACGAUGGGAGCCGACUUCAUCCUGUCCCUGGGGGACAACUUCUACUACACCGGAGUUCGCGAUGUCAAUGACAAGAGGUUCCAGGAGACCUUUGAAGAUGUGUUCUCCGACCGCUCCCUGCGCAGCGUACCCUGGUAUGUGCUGGCCGGGAACCACGACCACCUUGGGAACGUCUCGGCACAGAUUGCCUACUCCAAGAUCUCCAAGCGAUGGAACUUCCCCAGCCCCUUCUACCGCCUGCACUUUAAGAUCCCGCAGAACAAUGUGACUGUGGCCAUCUUCAUGCUGGACACGGUGACGCUGUGUGGCAACUCAGAUGACUUCCUGAGCCAGCAGCCCGAGAGGCCCCGAGACCCGGCAGUGGCCCGCACCCAGCUGUCCUGGCUCAAGAAGCACCUGGCGGCGGCCAAGGAGGACUACGUGCUGGUGGCCGGCCACUACCCCGUGUGGUCCAUCGCCGAGCACGGGCCCACCCGCUGCCUGGUCAAGCACCUGCGCCCCCUGCUGACCACCUACGGGGUCACGGCCUACCUGUGUGGCCACGACCACAACCUGCAGUACCUUCAAGAUGAGGAUGGCAUUGGCUUUGUACUAAGUGGGGCUGGGAACUUCAUGGACCCUUCUGUGAAGCACCAGCGCAAGGUCCCCAACGGUUACCUGCGGUUCCACUACGGCUCCGAGGACUCGCUGGGCGGCUUUGCCUACGUGGAGAUCGGCGCCAAAGAAAUGACCGUCACCUACAUCGAAGCCUCGGGCAAGUCCCUCUUCAAGACCAGCCUGCCUCGGCGGCCCAGGCCCUGAGCUCCCGGGAGGCCCGCUGCGCCCACGGGGGCCUGAAGCGGGGGACCCUGCAGGUGGCACAGGGACCAGGGCCCCAGUAAAGAAGCCACAGCGCCAUGUGGCAAAAACAGGCACUGGUGCCCGCGUAGGUGAGGCAGCGCGGAUGUGAGUCCUGGCCUGCGGCCUGCGUGUCACACACUCGGGGUGGGAGGUAAUCCGGUGUCCUCUGUCACUGUCAUUCAAUAAAGGAAGUGUUGCCAAGGCUGCAUUCGUAUCUGGGACAUGUUGUG
Fukomys damarensis (Damara mole-rat) is the source of this 1664-nucleotide messenger RNA. RefSeq names its product acid phosphatase 5, tartrate resistant (gene Acp5). The transcript is spliced from 5 exons. Bases 412 to 1395 code for a protein of 327 amino acids. The record is from RefSeq and is a predicted model, not a curated record. Gene Ontology annotation, biological process: bone resorption. Gene Ontology annotation, molecular function: ferric iron binding; acid phosphatase activity; ferrous iron binding. Lineage: Eukaryota; Metazoa; Chordata; Mammalia; Rodentia; Bathyergidae.